UUGACAUUACUCAAGUCGGGAUCGCCUGCUGUUGCGGCCGCUUCAGCUACCCUCACACCGUAAGGCUACGGUAGCAUCACUGUGACACCCCGGAAGCGUACGCAAAGAUGAAACUCGCCGUCGCUCUCCUGCUCGCCCCCGCCGCGGCCUACGUGCCGCUGCGCGCUUCCAUGCAGCGCGCCUCGACGCUGGUGCGCGCCGACGAGGAGCCGGAAGCCAUGGACUUGGACCUCGGUGAAAUGUUCGAGCUCUUCGACGAGGCCGACCCGGAAGGCGUCGCCGAGCGCGAGGCCGCCAAAAAGGCCGAAGAGGAGGCCGCCGCGAAGGAGGCCGCCAAGCUGGCUAUGAUGGUAGAGGGCGCGUCGGCGCCGUUCGGCUUCUGGGACCCCGCCGGCCUGUCGAAGCUCGGCACGCCGGCGACGCAGGCCUGGUUCAAGGCCGCCGAGCUGAAGCACUCGCGCGUCGCGAUGGCGGCGACGGUGGGCUGGAUCGUCAACGAGGCCGGUAUUGUGUUCGACGGCAACAUCGCCACGGGCGUGCCGUUCUCGUCGCUGGGCAAGGGCGUCCAGGCGUGGGAGAACGUGCCCGACGCGGGCAAGCUCCAGAUCAUCUUGGCGGCGGGCGCUAUUGAAUUUGCCUCGGAGGCGAAGCAGCCGCACUACAUGCGCGGCGGGCGGCCGGGCCAGACGGCCGGGCCCUUCGGCUUGAGAUUGUGGGACCCCCUGAACUACAACGGGGGCAUGGACGAAGAAACCAAACGCACGAAGCGCCAGAUGGAGGUGAACAACGGGCGGCUGGCGAUGAUCGGCGCGGCGUCCUUCGUCGCGGCGUCGUACAUCCCCGACUCCGUGCCCGCGCUGCCGUCGACGUGGUAGGUCGAACUAACAACAGUACUUAACUCAC
Messenger RNA from Pelagomonas calceolata, 903 nucleotides. The record is from the annotation of a GenBank genome assembly. NCBI's taxonomy places the organism in Eukaryota, Pelagophyceae, Pelagomonadales, Pelagomonadaceae.